Syngnathus acus (greater pipefish) is the source of this 1840-nucleotide messenger RNA. RefSeq names its product ring finger protein 13 (gene rnf13). The transcript is spliced from 10 exons. The record is from RefSeq and is a predicted model, not a curated record. Gene Ontology annotation, molecular function: ubiquitin protein ligase activity; zinc ion binding. Bases 306 to 1436 code for a protein of 376 amino acids. Gene Ontology annotation, cellular component: cytoplasm; nucleoplasm. Lineage: Eukaryota; Metazoa; Chordata; Actinopteri; Syngnathiformes; Syngnathidae. Gene Ontology annotation, biological process: protein ubiquitination; positive regulation of DNA-templated transcription; ubiquitin-dependent protein catabolic process.
GCUAGGACGGUGGAGCGCUCGUAUGGUGGAAACUUGUACGAUCACUUGAAGCAAGAGGAUAGCAAACUGGAGUGGAUUAGCGGUUCGGCCCCAGCGUUCUAAAGGGAUGACGUGCAUUCACGAUCGAUGUCGUUGCACUCAGUUUUUCACAUGACUUGUAGAGUCGUAUAGUUAUGUCCCUGCUUGGAACCUCCUUAGGACAAGAAAAAAAAGCAUCGCGGCGAAAUCGAGGUACAACAACACGCUGCAUUAGUGUGUUUAUGAACGUGACGUGCAGCAGCUGAAAGUUGCAACGUGAUGCCAAGAUGCUGCUGUCCCUGGGAAUGCUGAUGCUGUCGGCCACGCAGAUCUAUACCAUCUUCACUGUCCAGCUCUUUGCUUUCCUCAACCUGCUGCCUGUGGAAGCUGAUAUUGCAGCUUACUCAUUUGACAACAAUUCAAAGACUUUUGAUGACCUCCCAUCGAGGUUUGGAUACCGACUUCCUAGCGAUGGAUUGAAGGGUUUCCUGAUUGGCGCACAGCCAGCAAAUGCAUGUCAGCCCAUCGAGCCCCCGCCCAGGGACAACGCGACGGGCGCCUUCGUUGUCCUUAUCAAGCGCUUUGACUGCAACUUCGAUAUUAAGGUCCUCAAUGCACAGAAAGCUGGGUACAAGGCAGCCAUUGUUCACAAUGUGGACUCCGAUGACUUGAUCAGCAUGGGCUCCAACGAUUUGGACAUAAUGAAGCAGAUUGACAUUCCUUCCGUGUUUGUGAGUGAAAAAACGGCCAAAUCUCUGAAAGAUGACUACCUGUUUGACAAAGGGGGUCGUGUGCUCCUCAUGCCAGACUUCAGCCUUCCGCUAGAGUAUUACUUGAUCCCCUUCCUCAUCAUAGUUGGAAUCUGCCUCAUCCUCAUUGUUGUCUUUAUGAUCACAAAGUUUGUCCAAGAUCGCCACAGGGCUCGAAGAAGCCGCCUCCGUAAAGAUCAGUUGAAGAAACUUCCGAUCCACAAGUACAAAAAAGGAGACAUCUAUGACGUGUGUGCCAUUUGCCUGGAUGAGUACGAAGAAGGAGACAAACUGCGGGUCCUGCCAUGUUCUCAUGCCUACCACAGCAAGUGUGUGGACCCAUGGCUGACCAAAACCAAGAAGACGUGUCCCGUGUGCAAGCAGAAAGUGGUCCCCUCGCAGGACGACUCAGACUCCGAGGAGGGCGGCGGUGACGAUGACGCGUCCGAAAGCACCCCGCUGCUGCGCUCACUAGCCUCCACCAGCGCCCACUCCUUUGGCACCAUGUCUGCUGCGUCUCAGGCCAAUCGGGACCAGGAGUCGUCUUCGGACACUGACUCGCUGUAUGAAAGCAGCGACACAGAGGAGGAGGUCACCGUGGAGAGCGUGGUGUUUGUCCAGAUGCCGCAGUCAAACCCGGAAGGCAACGAUAACAUGCUUCAAGCUUGAUUUUGUCAUUAAGGACUUUACUGCUUACCUUGAUAUCAUCCCCCUACAUAUUCAUAUGUACAUUGAUUGCAAGCUGGCAAAUGAAACAUUGAAGGAAGUCUGCUGUGCACCUGUGGUAGGACUACACAUGUUGACUGUACGAGUUACAAAACCAAGACACUCCCUAAGGAAUGAGACAAUAUCCAGAUGAGCACUGCGUGAAUACACCCAUCACCGUACGUACUGGUUCAGUCAUUGUCGUUUCUUUUAUUGUACAUACACACCUUUCAGCUACUAUGCAGCCUUUUUUGAAGUGGUGUAUAUUUAAAAAAAAAAAGAAAAGCAUACACAGCAGUUUAGGCUCUCAUUGUAAAGAAAAUGUCAUGUUGGGAAAUGAUUAUUGAGAAUAAAGUUUUAAUCAUACA